This is a messenger RNA of Lepisosteus oculatus (spotted gar), 3415 nucleotides long. RefSeq names its product sodium channel subunit beta-1. Gene Ontology annotation, biological process: sodium ion transport; cardiac muscle cell action potential involved in contraction; regulation of sodium ion transmembrane transporter activity. Lineage: Eukaryota; Metazoa; Chordata; Actinopteri; Semionotiformes; Lepisosteidae. The record is from RefSeq and is a predicted model, not a curated record. Gene Ontology annotation, molecular function: sodium channel inhibitor activity; transmembrane transporter binding. Gene Ontology annotation, cellular component: voltage-gated sodium channel complex.
CUCCCCCUCAGCCGUCUUAAAGCUCUCACAGUCAUCACGGCUGCUGGUGUGCUUUAACUAGAAAAUCGGACUGUUUUUCUUCUAAUAAAGACACACAAAAAACAACAACCUGAAAGGGAUUACCCUGAGACCGUGGCAGAAUUCACGUCAGAUGCGGUUUGUUUUGCGGUGGCCUGUGUUUACCCGCAAUGACCGGUGCCUUUUGCGUUAUGACAGACGCGAAUUUAUCUGGCGAGCGACCGGCUUCGAAGAUGGACUUGAGUUAGCUGGUACCGCAGUGAACAUCCCCGACCCACAGCGGGAUACCUCGACAGGGAAGAGGGACGGCAAAAAAAAUCAUAAUAAUUAAAAAAUUCGUGUGACCAGGGCUUUCUGCUAAAGUCGUGCAGGUUUUUUUUUUUUCCUCUCACCAUUUUCGUCUCCCCAUGCAGUGCGGUAAAGCUUUUUCGUCUUGGAAGGGAAAGCGGGCAGGGUGGAUUCGUGACUGAUUGAUCGUGUUGUGUCCACGCAUUUUUGGCGUGUAGGUUGUGAGCGUUGGGCCACGCAAUGCUGACUCCGGAGCUCGAAUGUAUUUUACUAAGAAGCAAAAAAACGAUCGCCUUUUCAGCCGCGCAAUUUUAGAGCAGCCUCAGAUCGCACUCCCCGAAUGGUUUUUUUUUUAAAUGCCCUUUACCGGGAAUUUUACACCUGUGAUUACUUAGCCGGGCGUAAAAGCGGGGCCAACAGACCGUUGUUAAGUACUAAUUUUUGUAAUGAUCGUUUUUCUCCAUGUUGACAACGGUGUUGGGCUUAAACCAUCCGCUCCUGACGUACAGUAGGAACACCUUCCAAGUUAGAGCAGAUCCCGGAGGAGAGCCCAGCCAUAGUCAAGCGGGGCAGAUCUAGAGCAGUAUCCCCCCAGCCUGCAGGUAGACACCGGCUCUUGUCUCUAGCUCCUGUUUUGUUGAUGUACCUCAGGCGCCUUCUCUCCUCUGAGUUGUGCUAGGGUCUAGUUUUCAGUAGGUAACCCCGCUUUUUCCACGCUGUGAACGCAGACCGGUUAUAGAAACAGAAGAGGCCAUUCGACCCAGCUCAGCCCGUUCGGUCAAUUGUCUUUAAGAGCAGGUGAAUUGAGAGGCGAAGGCAUGUUGUCGUCUGCAGCAGCGAUCUGCCGUUGGCUGUUUCUCAAGAGAGGCUGAUCAGCUACCGUACCUGCCUGCGAGCCCGAUCGGACAGUGAAGCAGAUUUUUAAGACCAAGCGGAGGCGAGGGGGGAAGAGGACAAUCGCCGCUAACUCUCAGAAAGCCUUUUAUUUAUUUCUUCAGGGCAAGUCGCGAAUGUCGUUCAUUCUCAUCAGCACUUGUAACAUUUCGAGUCUCCCUACAGCACAAACGAAGCAAUAGCGGUUUUAAACCCCUGCAUAUGAAAGGGUUUGCUGAAACGGUGCUACAUAGAAUGAACCCUCUCGGAAAAAUCGAGCAAAGUUAUUUUUUCUUAAUACCGUGUGCUUUAAAAAGGGUAUAAAUUGGAGUAUAAUAAAUAAUAAGUAGGCGUUCCGACACCGAUAACUUUAAACCACUCUCAUUUUGAAGCCAGUGUAUUUUUUAUGAGUGUUUACGAAGUACAUGUACUGACCUUUAAAUCACUAGCCUAAGAUAAUUUAUUGACGGCAAAUAGAUGUUCGAUUUCAGGGUGUGUUCGUCAUUGGUUCUGGACAUCAUCUGAAAAUCAAUCUUUGAAGAGCUCCUGCUUCAGAAGGCAUAUAAAGUCCAUUUCUGUAUUCAUCACUUUUAUUUCUGUAAAAGCGCUGGGACACAGAGACUGCAGGACCAGGACUGCCGUCUAUGACCAGGAAGGUCGUUUGUCAAUUGAGCUCAACGGAGGCCUACAUACCAAGAAAGCUUCGCAUUGUGGAAGCCUCUUACCCACACGUCGAGCGAGAAAUUGUGUCGAACACUUGUUUGCGGAUUAAAAAUAGAAGAAUUGAGAUAAAUACGUCAGUGAAACCCGAGGCUUAGGUUGUGAAAUUGUUCGCCGCCUUUCCCCGGACUGACCAACCGCGCGGUUUGAAGUUAACCAGACCACCAAGGACAAGUGUAUCCUGUUCUGUCAACGAUGUCUGCACUACGGAUAGUGCUAUUGCCCACAGUGCUCUGUUUAAUGUACGCUGCGCCGGCGUGCCGGCCCGCCUGCGUGGAGGUGGACUCCGAUUCCGAGGGGGUGGCGGGGAACGGCUUCAAGCUGGGCUGCAUCUCCUGCAAGAUGAGGGGGGAGGUGGAGGCCGAAGCCAGCGUGGAGUGGUACUUCCGAGCGGCCCGGGAGACCGACUACAUCUUGAUCUACCGCUACGAAGACGAGACACCCUCGAUCGUAGAUGAGCGCUUUAAUGACAGAGUGGCCUGGAAUGGCAGCAAGAAGACCAGGGACCUCCAGGACGGCUCCAUCUUCAUCCUCAAUGUCACUUUCAAUGACACAGGGACGUUCAAGUGCUUGGUCAACCGCACCUUGAGAUUCCCCAACUACCAGUACCACACGAGUGCUGAAAAGCUCAUCCAUUUCAUGGUGGUACCCAAAGCCAACCGGGAGCUGGCAUCCAUCAUCUCAGAGGUCAUGAUGUAUGUGUCCAUUGUGGGGCUGCAAGUCUGGCUGGUGGUGGAAAUGAUCUAUUGUUACAGGAAGAUCGCUGCAGCUGGAGAGGAGGCUCUCCGAGAAAGCGCGGCGGAAUAUCUGGCCAUUGCUUCAGAGAGUAAAGACAACUGCACAGGGGUCCAAGUGGCUGAAUAGCACUAGAGACGCAGGAGGGGGGAGACAGCUGACACAGGAUGGGCAUCAUCGUGAGAUCAGAGUCACUGUCCUAUCACAAGUUCCUGACCUUCAGUUCCCCUCUGUCCUCCCCUCCUGGUUCCCCAGCCAAAGAGGACUCGCUGCCUGGGCAUGAAGAUUUGUCACAAUACCAAAUGAAACACAAACCCACUGCAAUGGCUGCCACUGGAAGGAAAUUAAAAUCACUUUUCAUACACCUAGGUACCACAUUUAGCGAACAGUACAAAAGGUAACUCAUGGACUUGGACUUUUAAAGAACAAAAAGCAUGUUCAUACUUCAUCCACAAGAUACUGUACAUUAAAAAAGAUUUUAAAAUACUAUAUAAAUAUAUGUAUAUUUGCAAUGUUCAGCUUGACAAUGUCUUCCAUAGUUAUGCUGCAAGAAUUCAUCGAAUAAAAGCAAAUUGGGAAAAAAAAAUCACCUCAGUUUUACUGAUAGUUUAGGAUGGGAAUUUGCACGGACAUUUAGCAACGCCAAAAUGCUAGUGAUCUUACUUUUCCUUUUUUUUAUUUAAAACAUUCUCCCAUUAGAGAUUGUGGCUGUGAAAAUGUUGCUUGCCAAAAAUACAAAUGAAGAAUUUAAAACUAGAAUAAAACUUCUAAAAAACUCCAA